Molecule: messenger RNA, 4153 nt
Organism: Hemibagrus wyckioides
Lineage: Eukaryota; Metazoa; Chordata; Actinopteri; Siluriformes; Bagridae
Gene: asb2a.2
Product: ankyrin repeat and SOCS box containing 2a, tandem duplicate 2
Exons: 11
Coding region: 1348-3381 (677 amino acids)
Biological process (GO): intracellular signal transduction
Molecular function (GO): protein binding
Source: RefSeq, a predicted model, not a curated record
UGUUCUGUUAUAUAGUGCUGUGCUGUUUUGUGUAGUGCAGUGUGUCCGAGUCUUUACCAGAACUUCUCUACACCACACACUCACUCACUACCUAGUGAUCCAGAGAGUGGAUUGAGACACAGCCUGAAUCAUUUCUAGAUUCAGUAGACCAGAAUGCAGCACACAGUAAAUCCACACACUCAAGAGUAAACCGGGUUUAUCCGGUAGUUUCUGCUUAAAGCUCCUCCCCUUAGGUGUGGCUCAGAUCUGUGAGUGAACAAUGACUUCCUUCAUUUCAGUGUAGCAUGGCUACAACACGGUGAUGACAAAAAAACAAUUCCCUGCUGAUAGAGUGAUAGAAAAACAACACAAUGAAAGUUUCUAAUGCAUUAAAAUGACCUGUUAGAUACACUAAAUUGGCAAAAGUAUUGGGACACCCCUCCAUAUCAUUGAGUUCAGGUGUUGUUUUUCAGGGGUUGGACUCAUUUUGGACAAUUUCAUGCUCUUUGUGGGAACAGUUUGGGGAUGACCCCUUCCUGUUCCAACAUGACUGCACACCAGUGACCAAAGCAAGGUCCAUAAAGACAUGGAUGAGCAAGUCUGGUGUGAACUUGACUGACCUGCAGAGUCACCAGAGUCCUGACCUCAACCCCAUAGAUCAUCUUUGAGAUGAAUUAGAGCGGAGACUGUGAGCCAGACCUUCUUGUCCAACAUCAGUGUCUGACCUCACAAAUGCUCUUCUAGAGGAACGGUCAAAAAUUCCCAUAAACACACUCCUAAACCUUGUGGAAAGCCUUCCCAGAAGAGUUGAAGCUGUUAUAACUGUAAAGGGCGGGCCGACUCCAUGUUACAUUCAUGUGCAUGUAAAGGCAGACGUCCCAAACUUUUGGCAAUAUAGUGCAUUCAAAUGCUGCUACCUCAUAUCUGGAGCUGACUGUCCCAAAACCGCUUUAAAAUCCUGUCAGGUUUUAUUUUAUUAGGAGUUUAAAGUGCAGAGCAGAGAGACGUUGGUGUUGUUUGUGUUUAUCUGAGCAGUUUGUUUAUUCCCAGCUGGAUCUCUGUAUUUCCAGCACUCUAACGUUUCCCCCUGCUCUGUAGCCCAGACAUGCCUCACUGUCCUACGUGUAAGCCAAGUAAAGCUGAGUUUGAGGUCAGAGGUUUGUUUACAACAUGACAUGCAGAUUGCUUUCGCAGGAGCUCUUAAAGGAAUAAUCCAGCUCUCACACGGAGCAGUCGAGAGAGUCACAUCCCGAAGAGCACAACUUCUACACGAAAUCUCUACACCGUCCUGUGUCCCGGUCCACUCUGAGAAAGACUCAAACAGAACAAGGAUAUUUACAUAAAGAAUCUCAUCUCUCCAGGUGGACAAUGGCGGUUGCACGGGUGUCGGUCCCGAGCCUGACAACUUCCUCUGUGGACACGGAGGACUACAGCAUUUAUGCUAACAUGUCUGAGGAGCAGCUCCUGCAGCUAGCAAUCGAGCGAAGUCUCGCUGAUGCUAACACUCAGCAAAUCUGCUCUCGGACCCCAAGGUUGACGUCUCAGUGUUCACGCAGUCUUCCACGGUCUCAGAAUGUCCCUCCUCCUGCAAACCCACCUGCUAAUCCACCAGCUAAUCCACCCGCUAAUCCACCUGCUAACCCACCAGUCAACCUGUCAGCAAGUGAGAACCAGUCCUCAAAAAUCAACCGAAAUGCGCUAAACCAUUUCUUCAGAAAGGACAAGCAGGAAGUGAUUGCUUGGACAAGACACAACGGAUUUCUCCGGGUUACUGUUGAAUCAGUCGAGGAUUUAGACCCUUUUCUCUCAGCGAUUUGGAAAGGUGAUGCUACGGCUCUAAGUGCGCUGAUACAAACCAAAUCCAGAAACCUUUCAGAAGCUAAUCAGGAAGGUUGGCUCCCCCUGCACGAGUCUGCUUACUACGGCCAUAUCGACUGUCUGAAGAUUUUGCUGAGUGCCAAACCAGAAAUGAUUAACAGUCGCACUCUAAAGAACCAAACUCCGCUUCUUCUGGCCGUGAGUCGCCGACAUUCAGCUUGUGUCCAUUAUCUGUUGGAGAAAGGUGCUGAUCCCAACCUGGCAAACAACCAGUGGGAGACUCCCCUGUACAAAGCUUGUGAAAAGGGAACUGAAGAAGCUGUCGGUCUUCUGUUAAGAUACGGAGCAACAGUGAACAAGGCAUCUGUGCAAGGUUCCACACCGUUGCAUGAAGCAGUGACAAGCAAAAAUGUGGAGAUGUGCAAGAUGCUCCUGCAAGCGAACGCAAAUCUGAUGGCUAAAAACUUUUAUGGCAUAGAUCCUCUAUUCACAGCAGCUCAAUGUGGAGCUUCUGAAGUUCUUAGCUUCCUGAUCAUGAAAGGUGCAAAUGUCAACACUCAGGCUAAUGACGGUGCCUCAGCCUUGUAUGAAGCCUCGAAAAAUGGUCACACAAAUGUUGUUGAGAUUCUAUUAUCCAAAAGGGUUGAUGUUAACAAAGCUAACAAAGCUGGACUACUUCCUAUCCACAUUGCUGCUAAAAACGGACAUGAUGGAAUUGUUGCCUUGCUAAUACCAAGAACUAGCAGGGCCAAAAUAAAGCACUGUGGCAUAAGUCCUCUUCAUAUGGCUGCAGAACGCAACAGAGACAAUAUUCUUGAAAUGCUUAUAGAGGCCGGUUUUGAUGUCAACUUCGUGCUGUCAGAGGAUUGGUCCAAAAUGUUUGAGGAUCACCGAAGCACCGCGCUCUAUUGCGCCGUUUGCAACAGUAAUCUUGAUGCGGCCACGAUGCUCCUGGAGGCAGGUGCCAGCCCAAAUCUGGACACCUUCAAUCCUCUUCUUGUUGCUGUGAGGAAGGGCUGCAUGGAAAUGGUCAAGCUUCUGGUCAGCCAUGGUGCGAAUAUUAAUUCCAUCCUCCCAACUCAUCCCACCGACUUCCCAGCUGCUAUGAUUUUUUGCCUGAACUACUUGCCAAUGAUUAAGUACCUGAUGGAUAAUGGAUGUGAUGCCCUAUCAUGUUUUAAGUGUGACUAUGGCAGCAAUACUCACCCACCUAUUAAAUCUGAUGGAAGGGACAGGCUGUAUUACAUCAGCGAUGAACCUUCAGACAGCAAUAUACAGUUCUGUGAGAUGCUGUCCAAGCCAUCCAUCACCAGCUGGGCUGGACCUAUCAUAGACAUACUGCUAGACUACGUGGGUCAUGUGAAACUCUGUUCCAGACUUAUCGAACACCUGGACAGUUACAGUGCAUGGGCUCAAAUCAAAGAGAAAGCAAUGCCUCCUCGCUCCCUGAUGCAUCUCUGCAGGAUAAAGAUUCGUCAGCAGCUGGGAGUCCAGAGACUAAGACAGAUGAACAGACUUCCUCUGCCCGGGAGGCUUAUCAAGUUCUUACGGCAUGAAAAAGAAUUCUUCUCUGAUAUCCUGUAAAAGGUUGGACAUUAAAUGUGUCUCGAAUGGUUAACUGAGGCCAUGGCUUUACAAAAGAUAAUACACAGAAAUAUCCAGAAAGCUUCUCAAAGCUAUUAAAGUUGUGUAAUUUCCCUUUUUUAAUGUUGUAAGACUGUAAGUUGUAAAACUGUAAGUUGUAAAACUGAUGUUAUUAUAGAUGUGUUUAGUCAAACCAGCUGUUUUGUUUUAGGAAACUGAUUUGAUGUUUACGUUAAAAAUUUUUGGUUUACAUCUUUUUCUGCUUUAUUUUAUGCAAAUCAGAUUCAUUUUCUUUUUCAAAAUUCAUCCAUAAAAACACACAAUAAAUACAUAGUUAAUUAGUUGAUUUAUUAUGAGAUUAUGAACAGUCACUGAUUUCUCAAAUUCUGAUUUUUAUUUACUUAUUUUCAAAAAUGCUAUUUUCUGAUUCAACAGAAAUUCAAUUUACGAAGCACUUUAAAAAUGUAUACUUUGAACCGCAGUAAUGUAAUAAAUGUGACUCUCCUGAGUAUUUUAUUCCAGUUCCAGCUAGCCAAAGUUAGCUUCAUGAACAAGAAGCCAAUUCUAAAUGAAAUUGUACUACAUGUAGAAUAUAAUGAAAAUAAUGUAGUAGUAGUAGUACAGGCUUACAUAUGAAAGCUGAAGAAUGUGUUCUAAAAUAGAGCAGAUGUUAUAAAAUACACGAAUUUGUGAGUUUUUCUGCUUUAUGUUGCGUGGAAUAGUGUACAGAAAGUGGAUAUGUGUAUAAUACUGUAUAUGAUGUAUGAUAAAA